AUGCUCUCCAAACGACAGAAACCGCAGCCGCAACUGCAGGUCCCAGUUCCGACUUUCCCCCUAUCAUCACCUAUCACCGAGGAAGUGGAGGGUUCCUCGUGCUCUUCUGCCGAGGACCACGAGUUGGAACGGAGUCGACCGUUUGAUUUCCUGGUCAAGUCCACGCGACAAAAGGUCGAGAGGUCACAGAAAGAGGGGAACCGGUCUCCGAAUAUCUCGAAUUCGCAUCGUGGCUAUGGAGAUACCCCAAGGCUGAGCCUGCGUGGCAUUACAAAAAAAAAGAAAGCCCCCAAACCGGUCGGCCUCAAUUUAGUCACGGACUUUUCACUUUCAGCCCCUUCACCCAAAAGGCAACUCGAUGAUAUCACAGCUCCAUUUGUGGACUUGAAUGAUCUGAAACAACUAUCCAAGGCUCGAGAAAAAGAACGCUCAGCACAAAAGGACAAGACAAAGAGCGGCUCUCGAAGGAGAGCUCCUCGGACUGGGCCACCUCAGGAACCAAGUGAUCACGAUGUGUCCUUUCUCAGCCCAGAUGCCGAAAAUAGACCUAACAAUCGAUCCGAGUCCGGUCUAUCACCCUCCGAUCGUCAUGUUAUGAUCGGUCUGACGGUUCCAUACCACGAAUCCUCGGAUCGAGCAAGGGAACUCGACAGUGCAGGCGACCAACCGCUCACUCCCUCGAUAAUCGUCACUCCUGCCUGUGAAGAAGCGCCCUGGUCUGUAGACACGGCCAGUCUAGAAGGAACACGACCCCGAGCAACAUCCAGCGUAUAUUCUCAACCCACACCACGUCUUUGGGAUAGUGAGACUGAUAUCCCACCGGUUCCUGCCAUCCCCAAGGAACAUUCCAUGUCCAAAAAGCAAACCGAGGCUGAGUAUUUAAAUGCCCAUUUUGCUGCUAUGACACGGAAGCGCCAGUCUCUUUCGGCUGAAACGAUUUUCGAGAAUGAUAGCCCGGAUGAGGAAUGUUCACGCGUUGUCGAUGAUAAUGAUCAGAGCCCGUUGAAUCGGCUGAGUGUUAACACGGAAGCGAGCCGGCCACAAUCUCAAGGAUGGUGGAACGUAUUGCUCUCACCUUUACUCGGUCGUUCGGAUACACUUUCUAGUAAGAAGUCUCCACUCAGCCCAUGGUUUUCUCGGGCGAGUCCAUCUACGCCCAUAUCACAAGCAGUCCGGGCGAAGGAGAAGAUAAAGGAAAAAGAGAAGGAGGUUUCUUGUUUCUCGCCUGAUACACCAGAGACAGUCGUGGUAGAUCAGUGGCAGGAAAGAAACAAAGGUCUCGAGCAAUAUCGCUCUCUCGAUGAGGCCGUCCCGCCAGUCCCAAAUAGACAAACUGCCAUGUCGAUGAUGUUCCAGGGAAAUCGGGUUCAGGGCGAAGCGGCAGAGUACUACCAGGCUUGUGCACAUGAGCUGUUCAGCAAAACGCCAUAUUUUGACUGUUUCAAUCAUGUAUGUUCGAUUACGCCGCCUACUAUUAUUUCAAGCCAGCCAGGCCUCGAGGCAACCGUCACGGGCGAUCGAGGGCUAGCUUUGGCUGAAGCUGAGCUUCUGCAUGAUCCAUCGGAGAUAAAGGAUGAUGAAGUUACGAUUGCUGCUCGUGGAUUGCUCAUUGAUGUGGAUACACCUUCUCAAGAUGCCAUGAAGAAUUCCGAGUGCGCAAAAUGCUCACAUUUGCGGGUUUCAACGAGCAGUACUGCUUCUUGGGCUUCCACUGCAGUCGAUACUGUAAUUGGUGAUGAGAAGAGUCCACCCGAAAUGCCACAGAACACAAGGGACUUGGUUAUUGAGCCUCCUAUUCCAAAUCCUACUCCACCCAACACCCUGGAGUCGGCUCCAGCGCCAGCUAUCUGUCCACCAGAGCCAGCCCCAGUCCCGGCUCCGGCUCCGGCACCCUACUUGCCCCCGGGGCCCUUGAUGAGAGAAGCAGAGCCAGCUUCUGAACCGUAUAUUCCACCACAACCCCCGGCUCAAGCACCACAUUCGGAGAUGGCAACUUCAGCUCCCGCGCCUUACUUCCCACACGAGCCCCCGGCCCAAGCUCAGCCUCCGCAGAUUAUCAAUAACUACCACUAUGCUGUACCGCCUUCCGAAAUCCCUCCUCAGGCUCAAGUCAUAGUUGAGAGAGCAAUGCCUCGUUAUAUCCCAGUGUACCCCUCGAACAAUCCUUUCUUUCCUCCACAGGAACAACCCCAGCCUGCAGUUUCAGGAUGGCUAGUGGGACCUGCAGUUCCUCAGUCGCACUCCGAGGAGCUAUCCCAGGAGCCAGAUAUCACCAAGAUGCCCGAAGAAUUCCAAGAUAGACCACGAGAUGUACCACAAGAGCAUGAAAGAACACUUGAGCUUCUUGCGCCACCAGAGCAACAUGGGCCACCCCAGGCGUCAGAGCCUAUCUCUCCUGGCUUCCAGCGUGCUGCAGGUGGACCUGGGGCCAUUCAGCUGUCUGAAGUCAAUGCCCCGGCACCUGCAUAUGCACAGCACCACAGAGAUGCCCCUCUUCCAGAACGACAUGAUCUCUACCCGACUCCAGGGGCGGCAGUGAUGAACCCCACGGGAGAAAUAGGGCCUGGUGAAGCUCGCCGACGUAGGCUGGAACGCGAAGAUGCCGUAGGGAAGAAAGUCGGUGGUCUUUGGCGUGGACGAGGCUGUUUCAGCAAAAAGGGCUGCUUUGGACGCCCCGGGCGUGAAGGUCGCCUUCGCCGAAGAUGGUAUCUUUUCAUCGGCUUGUUCUUCCUCAUUAUUGUGGUUGUGGCGGUUGCUCUGGCUACUACAUUGACGAAGAAGGGAGACGAGACGCAGGUUCAGUCGCAGUGGGUCAAUCUGACGAAUUAUCCGCCUAUCCAAACUGGCAUUAUGACAAUCGCUGGAACGGAGGCUCAAAUCCAGGAUUCUGGGUGUAUCAAUAUUGAGACCCUGUGGAGCUGUGCACUUCCUAAGGGUACACAGCAGACUCAGAAUGAACCUUAUGCCGCAAAUCAACCCACUUUUCGGGUUGAGAUUCGCUACCGCAAUGAGACCUCGAACACCACUAGUAGUUCGAAUUCGACAACCAAGCGUGACAUCUGGACGGCGGAUCCAACUCCUCCGAGUAUCGCGGAUCAGACCUUCCUUGGAAAUACAACAGAUGAUAACGCCAAGCCUUAUGCUGGUGAGGAGACGCCUUUUUACCUGUCUGUCCUGUCAUCGGCACAUCUGUCAUCGACGAAUAUCUUCCGCCGCGGUACCAAUUCUUCAUCCCUCAUCCCUGCUCCAACAGAGGACUCAGAUGGUUCAGCAGCAGCGGUAACACUGUACCCACUCCCCUCCUCCCAGCCAGUCCGUCUCUAUAACCGAGGAGAGCCAUCGGAGCAUUACGGUUUCUAUACAUACUUCGACAAGUCCAUCUUCCUCCAAUCAAAAGCACCUCUCAACGAUAGUACAGAAGAUUAUGAUUCCGAAGAUAACAACGGUGGCUCCACCCAAGCAGAAGCCAAAGCACGCUGUACCUGGUCACAGACUCGCUUCCUUGUCCAGAUCUGGACAAACCCAUCCGGUAUGGGCUACUCUCUCCUUUCUUCCACGAGUGCCACAGCCACCGCGACAGCGACGUCUACAUCUACAUCUACAUCUUCAACGGCUACGUCGUCUUCAUCUGCGACGGAUUAUACUCGCCCUGGUUCUUUCCCGUACCCUGUCACGGUGACUGUAGAUCGACACGGUGGCGAUGCUGGUAAGAAGAGGGUUUAUUGUUAUGGGAUUGAGGAUAAUGGUCACUACAAUUUCACUGAGGCGAAGCUGCAGAUUGAGAAUCGGUCGGUUGGAGGGACUUUGAUUAAUCCUGCUUCUGACUCUACUUCUUCGUCGGCUUAUGGUGGGAUUGAUGGUGGGACGGGGGGUUGUGAGUGUCAGUGGGUAAAUUGGAUAUCUACUUCAUAG
Molecule: messenger RNA, 3912 nt
Organism: Penicillium odoratum
Lineage: Eukaryota; Fungi; Ascomycota; Eurotiomycetes; Eurotiales; Aspergillaceae
Exons: 1
Coding region: 1-3912 (1303 amino acids)
Source: RefSeq, a predicted model, not a curated record